Ochlerotatus camptorhynchus is the source of this 2962-nucleotide messenger RNA. It is a transcript of the gene Hira, whose product is annotated as protein HIRA homolog. NCBI's taxonomy places the organism in Eukaryota, Metazoa, Arthropoda, Insecta, Diptera, Culicidae. The record is from RefSeq and is a predicted model, not a curated record. The transcript has 5 exons. Gene Ontology annotation, cellular component: nucleus; chromatin; HIR complex. The coding region runs from base 181 to 2937 and encodes 918 amino acids. Gene Ontology annotation, biological process: chromatin remodeling; DNA-templated transcription; regulation of DNA-templated transcription. Gene Ontology annotation, molecular function: nucleosome binding; protein binding.
UGUUUUGGUCUCGUCGAUUGUAAUUUUUGCACUAAUUUAGCAACUAAUCACUUAAAAUAUUAACCAAAAGUAGUGAAAAUCGUGAAAUGGUGAGUUAAGGUACAAUUUCCGCUAAAGCUAUGUGGAAAAUUGUAUGAAAUUCUUUAGAAAAGUCAGUUAGAAAUCUGGACCCAAUUCAUCAUGAAGAUUCUGCAGCCAGCUUGGGUUCACCACGAUGAAAAGGCUAUUUUUUCGAUUGACAUCCACCCGGGUGGCGAGAAAUUUGCCACCGGAGGUCAGGGAAAUGAUUCCGGCCGGGUCGUGAUUUGGAAUAUGGCACCGGUGAUCAGCGAGGAAGCAGAGAAGGAUAAAAAUGUUCCGCGGAUUCUGUGCCAAAUGGACAACCAUCUAGCUUGUGUGAACUGUGUCCGAUGGAGCGGUAGUGGCACAAUGCUGGCAUCAUGUGCGGAUGAUAAGCUGAUAAUGAUUUGGAAAAAGAGUGCCGGAGGAGGAAGUUCGUUUGGAUGUGGAAAGACGGUGGAGCAUUGGAGGUGUAUUGCUACCCUACGGGGACAUGCAGGAGAUGUGCUAGAUCUGUCGUGGUCACCGCAGGAUCAGUACAUUGCCAGCAGUAGCGUGGACAAUACGGUCAUCAUUUGGGAUGCUAAGGAAUUUCCGGCAAUCCUUCAGGUAAUGAAAAGUCACACAGGGCUGGUGAAAGGAGUAGCGUGGGAUCCGGUCGGAAAGUUUGUUGCAUCGCAGAGCGAUGAUAAAACGUUGAAGAUUUGGAAGACUUCGGAUUUCACGCUGUUUAAAACGAUUACGGAACCAUUUGAGGAAUGUGGAGGUACGACUCAUAUUUUGAGAUUAUCAUGGUCUCCGGAUGGUCAGUACUUGGUGUCGGCACAUGCCAUGAAUGGUGGAGGGCCGACGGCACAAAUAAUCGAGCGCGAAGGAUGGAAGUGCGAUAAGGAUUUCGUAGGGCACAGGAAAGCGGUCACUUGCGUAAGGUUUCAUAAUGCGAUUCUGAAAAGGAUGGUACCAAAAACGAACAAAUCUCAGCAGUAUUGUUGUUUGGCCGUUGGAUCACGAGACAAGAGUAUAUCGGUUUGGCUGACUGCUUUGCAGCGGCCACUAGUGGUGAUUCACGAUCUCUUUCAGGAUUCGAUCUUGGAUCUUAGUUGGAGCCAUAACGGCUAUAUCCUGCUGGCUUGUAGUGGCGACGGACACGUAGCUUGUCUUCAAUUUAGUACUGAAGAACUUGGAACUCCACUAUCGGAAGAUGAUCGAAACAGUUUGUACCAGCGAAUGUAUGGAAAGGAUAUUACCGCCUUUGAUUUGAAUGGUCAAUCUGGCAAGGAUUCGAUUAUAGAAAAUGCCGAAUUGUUGAAUGUAUCUCAAUGCAAAUUAACCGCACCAACAUUAAUACCUCAGUCAUCGCAAAAUGCCACUAAAAUAAUCUCAUCCGCCCAGCCCCCAGUAGCUAUGCAAUCGUCAACUAGUCAAGAAACCCAGCGACCAAUCUUAAAGCAAAUUGAAACGAAGACUGCUGACGGUAAACGACGGAUUACGCCGAUGUUUGUUCCACUUAAUGACGACGUGGAUGUCCCGGCCUCCGGAAGUGGUACAUUUUCCAGUAGCAGCGCCGCCAGCAAAAGCAACAUCAUCUCUGUCGAACAACAACCCGUGCCUACCGGUGUCAAGAACGUAAGCGAAAUUGACAUCGAAAAUCUUACGGCCCAAACUGCCAAACUUGACAGUCGACUGAAGAAAUGCUCAGCACCCGAGCCCCCGGGGCGGACAGAAUCAAUUCCAGACGUUGAUACUAGCACGAAAAGCCCAGCGAAACGUCCAGAGGGUAGUCAUCAGCCUGUGCUUUCCGGCAAAGCAGUGCCCAUCAAGGGAAAUCCAGUAAGAGCCAUCGGAGAAUACCGAGUCCAGGUCAGUAACGGGGCAGUGAAGACCGGCUAUGGACCACUGGGUAAAGUAGUGACCAAUCUGUUGACCCUUCCCCGACCGGAUAAAAAGGUUUGGGAAACGGUCAUUGGAUCGCCGGUUGUCAGCUUUUCUGUUGCCAGGAAGUACGUCUUGCUUUGCAGCAUAGAUGGCAGUAUCCGAUUUUUUGACAUCCACACAGGAUCGCCAGUGCUGCCGGUGAUGAGUUUGACUAGUCCGGUAGUUCAUUGUACGUUUAGCCAUGAUUGUCGACUGGGUGCCGUGCUAACGGAAAAUUGUACGUUGCGAAUAUGGGAUCUGGAUGAACAGACGAUCUUCCUGAAUGGCAGCUGUCAGGAUAUUAUGGGGUCGGGUUACGCUACACUGCUGCACGUGUCGGACCAUGGAAUCCCAUUCAUUAUCUUAUCGAAUGGAUCUUCGUUUUCCUACUGCAAAAAACUGGAAAGCUGGCUCAUGACCAGCUCAUCGGAUCCGAUAAUGCGCCAUGGGUUGAUGACCACCAAAAUCGGUUCCACGGUUCGAAACAUUAAAGCAUUCCCAUUGAGCACGGUUCAAUCGUUCUCCAACUUUCAACCAAUCAAUGCCCGGAGUUUUCUGGAAAACCCUAAUACCGCCUGGCAGAACUCGGCAAUGCUCGCGUUUGUAGAAAACCAGAUAAAGAUAGCCGAAAUGAUCAAUUCUCCGCCGGAAAUGAAACACUGGUAUCUAAUGCUGGGCUUCCAGCUUGCUCAGCAUGGGACGGAGGAUAAGAUCCGGCAGGUUUUGGAUAGUCUGCUUGGAUCACCAUUCCGGAUGGAAGACGGAUCCGAAUCGUCCAUCCUGGGCAUCUCCAAGCACACGUUGCUGGAGGAAAUUUUGAACCAGCUGAAAACCCAACCCAAAUGGCAGCGAAUCUACACGGAGUAUGCGGAACAGCUCAAAUUCUUUCGGCAGCAAACCACCGAAGACACAGACAUGAAGGCAGAAGUCGAUCCGCAUGCCGGCAUGUUGCAGUCUCUGUAAGUACUUGAAGUUUGACAAUAUGUUU